Molecule: messenger RNA, 919 nt
Organism: Anguilla rostrata (American eel)
Lineage: Eukaryota; Metazoa; Chordata; Actinopteri; Anguilliformes; Anguillidae
Product: ribonuclease inhibitor-like
Exons: 4
Coding region: 170-715 (181 amino acids)
Cellular component (GO): cytoplasm
Molecular function (GO): protein binding
Source: RefSeq, a predicted model, not a curated record
CUAUAAUAUAUUAACUCUUCUUUGCAGACUGAACAACUGUGAACUCACACAGAAGUGCUGUAAUAUUGUGGCCUCAGCUCUCCAGUCAUCAAACUCACCCCUGAGAGAUCUGGAUCUCAGCUACAAUAACCUGGGAGAUUCAGGAGUGGAACUGCUCUGUGAUGGACUGAUGAGUCCAAACUGUAAACUACAGAGACUGGGACUGAACAGCUGUGACCUCACAGAGGAGUCAUGUGAUAUUGUGGCCUCAGCUCUCCAGUCAUCAAACUCAACCCUGAGAGAUCUGGACCUCAGCUACAAUAAACUGGGAGAUUCAGGAGUGGAGCUGCUCUGUGCUGGACUGAUGAGUCCAAACUGUACACUACAGAGACUGGGGCUGGGUUGGUGUAAUCUCACAGAGGGCUGCUGUGAUGUUCUGGCCUCAGUCCUGCGUUCUCCUCAAUCAGAGCUGAGAGAUCUGGAGCUCAGAGACAACGAGCUGCAGGAUUCAGGAGUGAGAGCGCUCUCUGCUGGACUGGAGGACCCACACUGUAAACUGCAUAGAAUGGGGCUGUCAGGCUGUAGAGUCACACAGAGAGGCUGUGAUUCUCUGGCUUCAGCUCUGUGUUCAAACCCCUCACAUCUGAGAGAGCUGGACCUGAGAUUCAAUCACCCAGGAGACUCAGGAGUGAGAGCGCUGUCUGCUGCUAAACUGGACACACUCACACUGCUGUAAGUACAGAGAGUUUCCACACUGCACCUCACACACACACACCUGAGAGAGCUGGACCUGAGAUACAAUCACCCAGGAGACUCAGGAGUGAGAAUGCUGUCUGCUGCUAAACUGGACACACUCACACUGCUGUAAGUACAGAGAGUUUCCACACUGCACCUCACACACUCACACACACACACACAAAAGGAGUUGGGGCGGGGCAUG